Hippopotamus amphibius kiboko is the source of this 5016-nucleotide messenger RNA. RefSeq names its product transducin beta like 2 (gene TBL2). NCBI's taxonomy places the organism in Eukaryota, Metazoa, Chordata, Mammalia, Artiodactyla, Hippopotamidae. Gene Ontology annotation, biological process: endoplasmic reticulum unfolded protein response. The transcript is spliced from 8 exons. Bases 3196 to 4518 code for a protein of 440 amino acids. Gene Ontology annotation, cellular component: endoplasmic reticulum. Gene Ontology annotation, molecular function: protein binding. The record is from RefSeq and is a predicted model, not a curated record.
GUGACAGAUGUACCCAGCCUUAGGUGCUAUUUGCUGCUGCAGACAAAGGCUUCAAGAGGCUCUCUGAAAGGUAAAUUCCUGGCAGUUUGUGCUCUGCUGUUUUCACCCACUCACCCUGUGAGAAAGGUCCCCAUAAGACAUCCCCUUGACCCUGCGUCCCCCUCUAGAUGCCACCUUCCCUUAACAGAGUCGUCUACACCUGCCUUCUCUCCCUCCUCCCCUCCCACUUGCCCCCAGCACCCGCCUUUAGGCUCCUCCUCCCUCCCCCCUUCCACCUCAGCCUCACCCCUGCACUGACUGCUCUCUCCAAGGUCACUUGGUUCCCUCAUUGCCAAAUCCAACAACCACUCUGCAGUGCUCCCGGGCCUUUGGACCUCCUUCUUGAAUCACUCUUUCCCUGCAAAUCCAGAAAUCUUGCCAGGCUCUCCUUCUUCGUCCCUGGCUGUGCCUUCCCAGUCCCUGCUGUGGGAGCCUCUCCCCCCACCUGUCCCUUCCUCGGCCCACUGCCCUUCUCACUCUGUGGCCAGCCCGGGGAACUGCCAGCCCCUUCGGCCCCUCUGCUGAGGGCUCCCUAUCCUGUAUCUGUGCUGCCCUCUCCCCAGAGCUACACAACCGCACAUUGGAUUGCCACCCUGACCUCCCCCUCUGAAUGUUCCACAGCUCCCUUAACCUUGAAGGAGCCAAAACAGAACUCAUCAUUUCCAAGACGGUAGCUCACAGUCUUCCCCCUCCAACCUGAACCUUGCCAUGCUCCCCAUACCCAGGAAGGCCACCACCCUCCAGGCGCUUGUGCCAACAGGAAGCAGUCAUCUUCGGCUCUUUCCCAUACCCCACUGCCCUGUGGUGUGUUACCAAGGCCUGGCCAGUUUGUUGCAGGAAAAUGGGGUGCGAGGUCUCGGGUGAGCCCCUGGGACAGGCCACCAAGGGAGGAUCCUUGGCUUCACGCAGGAAAGAAUUCAAGAGCAAGUCAUAGUAAAGUGAAAGCAGGUUUACUGAGAGAGGUACACAUUCCAUAGGCAGAAUGUGGUCCAUCGCAGAAAGCGAGAGCAGCCCCAGGGCAUGGGGUCGUCUCGGAAAUGAGAGCACCCCCCCAAAAUGGGGUGGUUAGUUUUUAUGGGCUGGGUGAUUUCAUAGGCUAACGAGUGGGAGGAUUAUUCCAGCUAUUUUUGGGAAGGGGCAGAGAUUUUCAGGAAUUGGGCCAACGCCCACUUUUUGGCCUUUUAUGGUUGGCCUUGGAACUGUCAUGGCGCCUGUGAGUCUGUCAUUUAGCAUAUGCUAACGUAUUACAAUGAGCGUACAGUGAGGCUUAAGGUCUCCUGGAAGUUAAAUCUUCUGCCAUCUUGGGUCUAGUUGGUUCUAACCAGUUUUUGUUGUAUCCUCAAUGGCUAGGUCAUCCUUUUAAUGGUUGUGCCCUGCUCCCUUUCUUCUUGUCUCAAGUUGACCUCAUAUGCGUCUACCCCACGGCCACUGCCCUGGUCUGACAGAACAUGACUUCUACAUAGACUCUUGCAUUAGCCUAUGGUAUCCUUUACAGCUACAAUUCAAACCUAAAUGUACAUUUGAAUAAGUUGGGCCUUUUAAAAAUCUUGAGCAGGUCUAGUCUAGGCCAAUUAAAUCAGAAUCCCUGGCUGUGGGAAUUAGACACAAGCACUUUUAAAGGUGAUUCCAAUAUGCAUUCAAGGUUAAGAACCACUGUGAUGGAGGCUUUGAGAUGCAAAAUAACCUGCAUCUGGGGCUCAAGUUAAUUUAAAUCAUUGGUUCUUGCACUUUAGCAUGCAUCAGAAUCACGUAGCAAGCUUGUUAAAAUACAGAUUGCCAGGCCCCCACCUCCAGAGUGUCUGAGUCAGCAGAUCUGGGUUGAAGUCUAAGAAUUUGCAUUUCUAAUGAUGCCAGUCCAGGGCCCACACUUUGAGAACCGCUCCUUAAACAAUGAGGAAAUGUUUCGUUUCACCUGACACAGAGGCCGGAGGUAGGGAGGCUCCAGUCAAGGCAAGGUGGAUCUUCAAUUGCAAAUUGAAGUUGUGCUUCCAUUGCUUCUCUGUCUCUCAAGGCCAGGUUUCUAGCAGAUGUUCUAGGUGCUUUGUGACUGAGCCCUGCUAUCCCUCCAGCCACACCUUUGCUCAUGCCUUCCUUUCACUCCUAGAAUUCUCUUUUAUCCUCUGUUUCGUCUGUCUAAAUGCCCACCCCUGAAGGCACAGGUGAAAUCUCACUGCCCCCUCAAAAUCCAUUGGCAGAUAUCCCUCCCUGAUCUGCUCAAUUUUCCCCCACUUCUGCGUUGUGUCAUUAGUUGUCCUUCUGAGUGUUGAGCUUGGAUUCCAGUUGGGCUGUAGGACACUUGAGGGUAAGAGAAGGCCCAGUGGCAAGGUGGGAGGGAUAAGGACAUCAGAGUGUUGCAGACCCCAGUGUGACUCUGGGUUCUAUCCCUGGCUUCCUCGUUCACCUUGGGUAAGUUACUUGACCUGAGCCUAGUUUUGUGGGUUUUUUUUUUUUUUUUUUUAUGGUCUGGUUAAAGUUAUUUCAUAGCACCACCUGUCUUAAAGGCCACUGUAAAGAUCAACUGAACUCACAAUGUAAAAGAAUCUUGUAGUUUCAAGUGAGCCAUAGCCCUACUCUUGCUUGUCCUCGCCCCCCACAUCGAUAGACUGGAGUCACAGACCUGUGUGUGUCCCCAGGUUCACUCUUCAUCUGUGUCACCUCUGGAAGAUCACUUAAUGAGCAUAUACUAGAGCAUGAAUCCCCUAAUCUGUGGGAUGGGAAUGUGAGAGGAUUAAAUGAAAUGCAAAGUUCCUGGAUCAAUAAAUGUCACCUACAAAAUGCUUGGUGAAUGAAAUUCUUAAAAAUACCACUUUGUCUCUAGGUGGUGGAGAAAGUGGUUCAUGGCUGGGCCUUUGAUUCUAAAUAGCAAAUUAAGGAGAAAAAGUCCCAGCAUGUUCUGGACCUGGACACCCCAUCGUAGCCCUCCCCACCCCACUGCCCACAGCUGAGUCAGUGCCAGUCUCCCCUUCUCCCCUCACCAAGGACAAAAGGGAAGGAAAUGAGGCCACUUCUUUUGCUCUCUGACUGGACCUGUUUCCUCAUACGAGCUUGUGGGCUUGCAGAAUCUUCGUUCCCCGACCAGGGAUGGAACCCGUGCCCCCUGCACUGGAAGCGUGGAGUUCUAACCACUGGACUGCCAGGGAAUUCCCUUAACCUGCUAUGUUUUAUUUUGGUCACGGCCUGCCUCCACACAGCCUCCUCCUGCUCAGCUCUUUGCUGAGGCUGUCCCAUCCGCUAAUUCCAGAACUACCCUUCCCCUUCUCCAUUAACAGCCAAAAAGCAAAUGGACUUCCACCUGACAAGUCCUUGAAAUCCAAGAAGCAGAAACAGCAUCAUCGGAUUCACAAGGAGAAGCCUCAGCAACACAACUUCACCCACCGCCUUCUGGCUGCAGCAUUGAAGAGCCACAGUGGGAACAUAUCUUGCAUGGACUUUAGCAGCAAUGGCAAGUACCUGGCCACCUGUGCAGAUGAUCGUACCGUCCGCAUCUGGAGCACCAAGGACUUCCUGCAGCGGGAGCACCGCAGCAUGAGAGCAAAUGUGGAGCUGGACCAUGCCAUCCUGGUGCGCUUCAGCCCUGACUGCAGAGCAUUCAUCGUCUGGCUGGCUAAUGGAGACACCCUUCGUGUCUUCAAGAUGACCAAACGAGAGGAUGGGGGCUAUACUUUCACGGCCACCCCAGAGGAUUUUCCUAAAAAGCACAAGGCACCCAUCAUCAACAUUGGCAUUGCUGACACAGGGAAGUUCAUCAUGACUGCUUCCAGUGACACUGCUGUCCUCAUCUGGAAUCUGAAAGGUCAGGUGCUGUCUACCAUCAACACCAACCAGAUGAACAAUACAUACGCUGCUAUAUCCCCUUGUAGCAGGUUUGUGGCUUCGUGUGGCUUCACCCCAGAUGUAAAAGUCUGGGAAGUCUGCUUUGGGAAAAAAGGGGACUUCCAGGAGGUUGUGCGAGCCUUUGAACUGAAGGGCCACUCUGCAGCUGUCCACUUCUUCGCUUUCUCCAACGACUCCCGGAGGAUGGCCUCUGUCUCCAAGGACGGUACAUGGAAACUGUGGGACACAGAUGUGGAGUACAAGAAGCAGCAGGACCCCUACUUGCUGAGGACAGGCCACUUUGAAGAAGCGAGCACUGUGCCGUGCCGCCUGGCACUCUCCCCUGAUGCCCAGGUCUUGGCCUUAGCCAGUGGCAGCAGUAUUCAUCUCUACAAUACCCGGCGAGGCGAGAAGGAGGAAUGCUUCGAGCAGGUCCAUGGGGAAUGUAUCAGUGACUUGUCCUUUGACAUCACUGGCCGGCUUCUGGCCUCCUGUGGGGACCGGGCGGUACGGCUCUUCCACAACACCCCUGGCUACCGGGCAGUGGUGGAAGAAAUGCAGGGCCUCCUGAAACGGGCCUCCAAUGAGAGCACCCGCCAGAGGCUACAGCAGCAGCUGACGCAGGCCCAGGAGGCCCUGAAGAGCCUGGGUGCCUUGAAGAAAUGAAUCUGGGAGGGUACAGCAGGAGGGAUCUGGCCUUCUGUGCCUCCACUGCUGCCACUCUUCCCAGGUACUCCCCGGCUGGAAACCUUUUGAAAGGAGUGUCCUGAUUUUCUUAAUGAUGGCUCCUCUCUCCUUUUUCCCAUUGAAACUAUUCUUGCCUACUUAGAUCUCUUUCUUUUCUUGCUGGUUGUGACUCCUGGCCUUACUUGACUUCCCAGGCUAAUGACCAAGGUGCUUCUCUUUUUCCUGGGCCCAAGGGGUGGAAUCUGUCUUCACCGGACACGGAAGAGAGUGGUAAUUAGAAGAGAGAGGGAACGUGGUCUUUGACCUUGUGGCAACACACCCUGCUAUCCAAAGAAGCUUGUAAUUGUGAGACUUCCCUGGUGGUCCAGUGAUUAAGACUGUGCUCCCAGUGCAGGGGGCAUGGGUUCGAUCCCUGGUCGGGGAACUAAGAUCCCCACAUGCCACAUGGCGCAGCCAAAAAAAAAAAAAAAAAGACAA